UCGCAGUGUAAUGCGAGCACUCGUCGUCUGCGCUGCUAGGUCGUCGCUACGGCCUGUCAGUCACGCGACGGCUGUCUUCCACAACGUGAAUGCACCACGGAAAUUCUCCAUAUCCCACAGACAUCAUUUUGAACCAUUACGAAUCUUGUUCUGUGGCUCGGACGACUUCAGCAACUAUUCAUUGCGUGCCUUGCAUCGGCUACAAAAGGAGCAGCCGGGAGUCAUCAGCAGCAUCGAUGUGAUAUGUAGGCCUGAUAAGCGCAGCGGGAGAGGUCUCAAAAAGGUGCAACAAGUACCGAUCAAGGCCGUGGCACAGACGCUAGAACUCCCCCUCCACCAAAUCGACUCUUUUCAACGCUGGUCUCCCCCCUCGCCCUUUGACCUGGUCGUGGCCGUAUCCUUUGGUCUUCUAGUGCCACCACGAAUCCUCAAUGCUGCACAGUAUGGCGGCUUGAAUGUCCAUCCCUCACUCUUGCCAGAUCUUCGCGGUCCUGCUCCCAUUCAGCAUGCUUUGCUUCAAGGACGAACACAUACUGGUGUCACUCUACAGACGAUGCAUCCAAGCAAGUUCGACCAUGGCAACAUCCUCGCCCAGACACCACUUCCCGGCAUCGACAUUCCCGAAGAUGCGUCAGUGGACAGUUUGGUUGAACUUUUGGGUUCACUUGGUGCCACCAUGCUGCAAGAAGGCAUUACAAAACGUCUCUUCCUACACCCCGAGCAAGCCGACAGUGCCAGCGAGGUCAAUGAGGCCGACCUAGUGCACGCUCCCAAGAUUACGAGUGAAGAUGCGCACGUUGAUUGGACGACUUGGCCAGCUGGCAGAGUCUCGCGAUAUGGACGCCUUCUCGACCUCUGGGACACGACGACCUACCGAGCAUGUACUGGCAAACCUCCCUUACGAGUCAAAUUUGGAGGGCCAUGGAAAGUGCUCGAUAGCAGCAAGAUUUCCUCUGCCGACUUGGCAUACUCCAGACCCUGUAGCCCUUUUGUUUGUCGCGUGGACGGCGAAAGGGGAUAUCAAUUUGCCAUUGAGACUGUGAAUGGAUACCUGAUGAGUCCACGGACUGCCAGCAUUGAGACGAGGAAACCUGGCACGGGCUUACAGACUCUCAUCGAGGGUUUACAAAUGGCAAGAAAGAAUUCGAGAUUGUAGUGCAACAUGCUAGACCUGGAAGAGACUCCGAAAGAAACCAUGCAAGAAACUGCGCAGCAUGAUGGAUCACUAGAAGGAGGGGCUUGAAAUUACCAGGUACUAUCAAUCUACUACUAACGAGUCUGAGUACUACUGAGAUAAGCUCUAUGCCCUAUCUUGCAGGGAGUCGAGCGACCCCAACUUUUGACUUGGCCCGCGGCCAAGCAUAUCGAAGCUUCAAGAUAGCAUCUCACUACAGCAAAAGAGCAAAACAUGUCUGUCGUACUGAAUGACAUACAGGUCAAUACUCGCCAUGAAAGCAUAUUGUGAGUGCGUGAGAUAGCAAUACUCCAGCAAAGACCAUUUCAGACAAGACUGUAUAAGCCAGGCUGCUAACAAUCUAAGCAUACACACAC
Messenger RNA from Sphaerulina musiva SO2202, 1551 nucleotides. RefSeq names its product Formyltransferase. The record is from RefSeq and is a predicted model, not a curated record. The transcript has 2 exons. Gene Ontology annotation, biological process: conversion of methionyl-tRNA to N-formyl-methionyl-tRNA; biosynthetic process. Bases 11 to 1156 code for a protein of 381 amino acids. Gene Ontology annotation, molecular function: methionyl-tRNA formyltransferase activity. NCBI's taxonomy places the organism in Eukaryota, Fungi, Ascomycota, Dothideomycetes, Mycosphaerellales, Mycosphaerellaceae. Gene Ontology annotation, cellular component: mitochondrion.